Stylonychia lemnae is the source of this 1053-nucleotide messenger RNA. Lineage: Eukaryota; Ciliophora; Spirotrichea; Sporadotrichida; Oxytrichidae. The record is from the annotation of a GenBank genome assembly.
AUGACUGAGGAUAUCACUGGCAGAAUUAUUAUAGAAAUGAAAAAGGACUAUAAUAGGUCUGGUCUUCUAGUAGUAUCACUAGACGGAAAGGAAUAAUUUGAGUAUGCUCCUAUAAACACAAAGAGUAAUCACAUUCAUAGAAAUGAGAAUAAAUUCUUACGAGAGAGAGAAGCAUUGGCUCAAUUUGAUCGUAUCACCCAAGGACAUCAUACAUUCAACUUUAAUUUUACUUAAAAUGGAGGUUCAAAACGACCUCCAACUAUAAACUUUUAGCAAGAUAUCAAAGGUACCGGUGUAAUUGAUAUUUAAUGCUCCUACAAACUUGGAGUAGCAAUAUAUGAUACGAAUAGUGGAAUCGACAAGAUAAUGAAAAAAGAACAUUCAGUCAUUAUUAGAGAUCAUUCAAAGAAAGUAGGGAGGAAAAACUUCAUUGAAGUUGGCUAAUCGUAUGUCUAGUCCUGUUUAGGAAGUCUUGGUUCAGGAGGCAUAAGCUCAUUCUAGAUUAAAUGUGAGUAAGAUCACUUAUAAAAUAGUGAGAAAAUCAAGAUUCUCAACAAAAUAGACAAUACCAAGAGUAAAUAGAGGAUAUCAAGAGUGUAAGUCAAACUAAUCAGGCAAAUCCGGUUGCACACUGGAAACAUCUCCACCAGUAGUGCCUAUGAUACUUUGCUGAGUCAAACUAUAUGGAAGAAAAGCUAUGAUGGAAUAUAACCAAAAACUAGAGAUAGAGAUUUUAAUAGGCUUUACGAGAUCAAUUUAGACGAGAUAUUUGAAAAAGAGAGGGAGAGCAGCCUUAAAUUUCGAGAGUACACAGAAGAUAAUGAUAUAAGCGAUGCAAAUAAUUUGAUAUCUAUCAUUCCUAGUUCUUUUGGCCGCAUAUUUAUGGUUUAAUACUCAGUUCAAGUAUCAUUAUUGCAUCAAAGUUUUUUCAGCAAGAAAACCUGUCUGGACAUAGAUGUAAAUAUCGAGCUUUCAGAUAAGGAUUUCGAAAAUGAGGAAAUUAGAUUAAAGAAGUAUAGGAAUAAAUCAUAUAGAUUCAACAAUGGACCUUGA